Messenger RNA from Meloidogyne enterolobii, 937 nucleotides. NCBI's taxonomy places the organism in Eukaryota, Metazoa, Nematoda, Chromadorea, Rhabditida, Meloidogynidae. The record is from the annotation of a GenBank genome assembly.
AUGGCCGCGCGCCGUUUUGGGCUGUACACGAAUUUCUUUUGUUGUCACAUUCCAUGGGACAAACUUACUUUUACUGGACGUUUUAUAUUUAUCGAGGAAAGUGUUCGGGGGACAAGUCCAAACAGAUUGUUAUUUCUAAUUAAAUGUGUUUUUUUCAUGGCUUUGGACAUUACUUUAUGUUUUGUUGCAACUAUCGCCUCUUAUCGUUUACUUGCUUGGGCAUUAUUUACUCCAGCUGAAAGAGGAUUUUAUUGUGAUGAUGAAAGUAUUAGAGAAGAAUUUAAAGAAAAUACAGUCCCAACACUUACACUUCUUGGUAUUACAUUGGCCGGUCCUUUUUUCAUUAUUGUCAUUGCCAAUUUUAUAAUUAAAAUGAGACAGCAGAAUAUGGAAUUGGCUGAAACAUUUAAUCGUUCAACUUUUGUUUACCUUGACUAUCUCGCUGCUUUUUGGCUUACUACAUUGUCGAUUGACAUAAUUAAAUGCUUUGUUGGAAGAACUAGACCUAACUUUAUUGCAAUGUGUGCGCCGCAAGAGUUUAAUGAUGUUUGCAUUGAACAUCCUGAAGUUUUCGUCCCAAUUGCACACUGCACAACUGGUUGGAAAAAAUCGCGUAAUUCAAAGCUCAGUUUCCCCUCUGGACACGCUGCAAUUUCUGUGUUUUCUACACUUUUUCUUUUUUUCUAUUUGAGAGGCUUACAGAGACGAACUUCUGAUUUUAUAAUUAAAUUAUUAUUUGUAAUUGUCUCUUCCGUUUUUAUUUCCUUUACUACUUAUUGUUGUAUAUCACGAGUGACUGAUUUUUGGCAUUUUCCCACUGAUGUUCUCGGUGGGGUAUGUAUAGGUUCGUUAUUAUUUCAUUUACUUUUACACAAAUAUUACGAGACACGUCCACAUUCCAUUUAAAUUUAUUUUUUUAUAAUUAUACCAAAUAUUU